AUGCUCCUAUUGCAUCUAAUUAAAAUCAGCACCAAAUACAUCGAAGACUUUUACAGUAUUAAAGAUGCUAGUGCAGAUAAAAAGGCACUUGCAUGCAGUGAUGUGACACUUUCGAGUUACGUGGAGGUUGUUGGCCUGGAAUUAAACGAUGCCGGGGGAACAGUAUCAAUUCAUGUAGCAGGGAAUUUAAAAGCAGACAACUACCCAAAACCAGCAUCAACCCCAGGGCAAUCAAUUGGAUGCAAAGAAGAUUUCAUCAAAUUUCUGGAAGAAAGAGAGUCAUACAACAAUCUCAUUGAGGAGACUAAAGAAAUUAAGAAAGAAAAUGAAGACUUCAAAGAUCUCAUGCGAGAAUUGUCAAAUAUGGCACUUCCGAUUGAAUAUAGAGAUUUCAUAGAUGAAUUCACACGGGAAAAGCUGUGUAAAGGAACAGAUUUGCCAAAAUACAUUAAGGAUGGAUGUGGUAAGUUAAAGGCAAUUUUUAACUGCUUUGAAAUUGGAAAGGCUGCAUUUCCUGAUGGUUCAUCAGGAAAGAAACACGUAUUUGUGGUCUAUAAAGUAAAAGGAAAUGAUACUGUCACUAUGAUAGCAGAGUUCAAGAUGAAGAAGACGGAUGCAUCGGUGUUAAGUAUAAAAGACUACGGUAGGAUCACAAGGAGAAUGGUCAUCACAUUGAUUGUGGUUGCACUAGUAUUGAUCAUCCUUAUCAUAUUUUUCUUCAGAUGGUUGUUUGGAGACAGCAAAAGUAUAACAGAAACUGCCAUAUGA
Messenger RNA from Enterospora canceri, 768 nucleotides. The record is from the annotation of a GenBank genome assembly. Lineage: Eukaryota; Fungi; Microsporidia; Enterocytozoonidae.